Pyricularia pennisetigena is the source of this 747-nucleotide messenger RNA. RefSeq lists its product as uncharacterized. Gene Ontology annotation, cellular component: mitochondrion. Gene Ontology annotation, molecular function: ubiquinone binding. The transcript has a single exon. The record is from RefSeq and is a predicted model, not a curated record. Gene Ontology annotation, biological process: cellular respiration; ubiquinone biosynthetic process. Bases 1 to 747 code for a protein of 248 amino acids. NCBI's taxonomy places the organism in Eukaryota, Fungi, Ascomycota, Sordariomycetes, Magnaporthales, Pyriculariaceae.
AUGGCGGCAACUCUGCGUCAACUGGCGCGCCCGGCCCUCAGCGCACCGUCAAAACAUCUCGCCGCUCCAGCGAUAACAUCUGGUCUUCACGACAAGCAACACCACAAGCACCGCUUCCUCCCAGCGGCCUCGCGCGCGACAUUCUUCAACCUCCCGGGCAACCCACUCGGUCCUCCGGCUCCCGCACAUCUCACUGCCCGCCGUCGCCUGCCGUACCAAGCCUCGGCGCUGUACGACAUCAUCGCCGAUGUGGACUCAUACGCCUCGUUCCUGCCAUAUUGCACACACAGCCGCGUGACGGCGUGGCGACCUGGCCCGGACGGCAAGCAGCGCUGGCCCGCGGCGGGGGAGCUGACGGUCGGCUGGGGCCCCGUCACCGAGACCUAUACCAGCCGGUUGUACUGCAUCCCCGGCCGGGUCGUCGAGGCCGUCAGCGGCAAGGGCACGCCGGGGAUCUCGCCCGCCGAGGCCAAGGAGUACGCGAUCGAUCUGGAUGAGGUUAUACCAGGCACCAAGGCGUCUGUGGGUGGGUUGUUUGAGAGCCUGGUGACCCGUUGGACUGUUACGCAGGAGGAAGGGAUCAGUGGGUCGAGGCCCUGGGCGGACGUCGAGUUGUCGAUUCGGUAUCAGUUCGCCAACCCCAUGUACCAGGUUGCGACGGCCAGCGUGGCUAAUGAGGUGGCCGGGGUGAUGGUUAAUGCGUUUGAGAAGAGGGCCAAGGACCUCCUUGGUCCAGACAGGCGUUGA